Molecule: messenger RNA, 5024 nt
Organism: Carassius carassius (crucian carp)
Lineage: Eukaryota; Metazoa; Chordata; Actinopteri; Cypriniformes; Cyprinidae
Product: leucine-rich repeat and fibronectin type-III domain-containing protein 4-like
Exons: 4
Coding region: 1610-4273 (887 amino acids)
Molecular function (GO): protein binding
Source: RefSeq, a predicted model, not a curated record
CUUGCUGUAGCAGACACAUUGCAGUCGCAAACGCUUGCACUCACAUCGACAUGCUCUCUGCAUCAGAACCAACAAAUCACAGACUCACGCAGUUCAAGAAUACAGAGCAGGAACGGAAAGGCAAAAACGAGGCAUUGAUUGAUGGCAAUAAGCGACAUCAGUGGGGAUUCUACCGCACGGUUAUAUGAAGGUUCUUUGUGCCUAUAGGUGAUGGUUUCCUACUUUGAGGGCAGGAUUUCCCUGGACCGUUUGGAAAAGUAAAAACAAAAAAGCUGUGGCGAGAGAAAUCGAGGGGUGAGGAUGCUACCCAAAAUCCCUCCUUGAGGAACCUGAGAGGAUGUAGAGGGAAAGGGACCCCUUGAGAGGACAACAGUUCCCUUGGAUGGACAUAAGCAGGAAUUUGAAAAUAAAAAAGGUUGUUCAUUUAGAGUAAAGCAUGGAUUGGAAGCCACUUGCUACUGAAAGAGUCUGCAAAUAAAAGAAGAUUUGAAUAAAACAAGCUUUCACUGGAUUUUGACUACUGCUGUGAAAUAAAGGAGAAUUUUUGAUGAAUUUCCUAAUGAAAAUCAAGGUGGAAAAAACAAUCCAGACAUACCCAAUUCCAUUUAACUGAGGUUCACUAAGGAUUAUGGAAACGGGGGAGUGACUCGUGGCGAAGAAAAGAACGACUAGGCAGUGAUGAUGUGACUGUCAGUAAGUCAUCAAUUUGACCACAGAUCAAUUAACUAUGAGGAAUAAAUCGACCCUCAGCACACCUGAAUAUUUCCACAGUGUUUCACUCUGGAUUUUAAUCUGAAGCAAUGAUGGGACUAGCUGGGCAGUUUGUCUAUAAAAGAACUGAAAGGAUUGGAAACCAUUUUAAAUCUUGAUGAAACAGACACAAACAGGUAUGAAAAAUUACUUUUCUCCUUUCCCUUCCAUGCACAAAAUAUCCUACUGCUGGCAGGUAGACGCUCAUGAGGUUUUUCAAAUGUUUGCAGAAUAUUUACAGUGUAUAAUUCCAGAUUCAGCACAAUGAAUAUGAAAUCCACUUGGUAUUCAUUCUUUAUUGCAAAUUUGCACACAUAAAGCUUUGAGCCAAUUGCACAUGGUCAUUUAUAGGAUAUAACUCUACUCUCUACGCUGCCCCAUUUUAUCUCUUAAUCUCUCCCUUUCUCACUUGCAUACACACACUUGUUUUAAAAACUGCAUUGCAAGUGUGACACUGGAGCCAUUACGUAAGACUGAAAUUAACAGGCCAAAAUCAUGUAAACAACAAAUAGAAGCAUCAGCAUAACACUUUACUAAUGGGCACUGAUGGACUAAUUAAACCAAGUCAAGCAUUUGCAAAUGUUUAGGGACAGUUGUAAAUUACAUAUCACAGGGGUUUUAGUCUUGUGAAAUCAAUUAAACUUCAUUUGUACACUCAUUGCAGCUUGUGUCUUUUCCUACUGUCCUUGCGCUAGUUGGUUGGAGCAUGUCUGUCAAUAUGUGCAACAGACCAGACACACACAGACAGUUAUGUAUCAGGUUAAUGGAGUAAUCAGACCCCUGUAGAAGAGCAGGCAGCAGCAGGGAGGAGAACAAACAGAAGGACAUAAGACUUGGGUCUGUGGACAACCUGGUUACCAUGCCACGCAUAGAACCAGGGAGUCCAUCCAGAGGAACCAAUCUGUUGCAAGAACAGGAGAGCUCGAAAUGGAUCCAAUCAAGGAGAUAUCCUGCUUCAUCUAUCCCUGUCAGCACAAUAAGUGUCCAACACUGUCCAGUUCCACAAUCAACAAUUUUCUGGCUGGGUCUCCUAGGCUUUAUAGUGCUGCGGAGCGGACAAGUUGUGUCGGCAGGAGAGACAUGGGGCAUGGUGUCCAUCUGCCCCAUCCAUUGUGUGUGUCGAAACUUAUCAGAGUCUCUGAGCACAUUGUGUGUUAAUAAAGGUCUGCUUUUUGUGCCACCAAACAUCGAUCGCCGCACCGUGGAGCUGCGUCUUGCUGACAACUACAUCCUGGAAGUGGGAGGUGCAGACUUUGCCAAUAUGACGGGACUAGUUGAACUAACAUUGUCACGCAACACCAUACAUGCUCUAAAACCACUGGCCUUUGCUGAUCUGGAGAGUCUGCGUUCACUUCACCUGGACACCAAUCGUCUCACAGUAGUGGGACCUCAGGAUCUGACAGGUCUUAUUAACCUUCAGCAUCUCAUCGUCAACAACAAUCAGCUCAAAGAUGUUUCAGUGGAUGCUUUUGAUGACUUCCUAUUAACGCUGGAGGAUCUGGACCUUUCCUACAACAACCUUCGUAGAGUUCCUUGGGAAUCUAUUCAGAAUAUGGCUAGCCUGCACACCUUAAAUCUAGAUCACAAUCUAAUAGACCAGAUUGCUGAGGGUUCUUUCAGUGAGCUCUACAAACUCUCCCGACUGGAUAUGACCUCAAACAGACUGCAGACUCUUCCCCCUGAUCCACUGUUUUCCAGAUCCCAAAUUGGUGUUGUCAGUCCAACACCGUAUAAUUCCAUCACCAGCCUUAACUUUGGAGGGAAUCCCCUGCACUGCAACUGUGAGCUUUUGUGGCUACGACGACUGAUUCGGGAAGACGACAUGGAGACAUGUGCCACACCUGUUCAUCUGGCUGGUCGAUAUUUCUGGUCCAUCCCAGAGGAAGAGUUCACAUGUGAGCCUCCACUGAUCACCCGUAAUACCAACAAGCUUUGGGUGUUGGAGGGCCAACGAGCCACACUUAAAUGUAGAGCCAUUGGUGACCCUGAGCCAGUCAUUCAUUGGGUGUCACCAGAUGACCGUAUUGUUGCCAACUCCAGUCGUAUUCACUCACACUACAAUGGCACACUGGACUUUUUGGUGACCCGUGCCAGAGAUGAUGGCACCUAUACAUGCAUUGCCAUCAAUGCUGCGGGGGAAUCCACAGCUCUGGUAGACUUGAAGAUCAUCCCUCUUCCUCAUAGAGGGAAUGGUACAAUAACUCUUAUCAACCACAGAGACCCUGGAUCCUCCGAUAUUAGUACUGGCCGUGGAGGGGUUGAAGGAGCAGGGACUGGUGUGGUGACCGUACGGAAUGUGACUGGAGGCAAAGCAGAUACGGGAGAAAGAGGAAGUAGUAAUGGAGGAGCAGAAACCUUGGUAGGAGUUCUAGGUGUGACAUCCAAUACAGCUCAGAUUCGCUGGAAAAUGGGUCGAUCUUCAACACCUUUUUUGGUGUGGAUGUAUCAGAUCCAGUACAACAGCACAGCUGAUGAUGCACUUGUUUACAGAAUUCUGCCUCCAACCAGUAAUAGUUUCCUGCUGAAAAACUUGGUGUCAGGAGCAGACUAUAGCCUGUGCGUCUUGGCCAUAUUCGAUGAUGGCAUCUCCUCCUUGGCUACUACAAAGGUGCUGGGCUGCAUCCAGUUCAGCACUAAAGAGGAUUAUCCAGAAUGUCGUUCUCUGCACGCUCACUUCCUGGGCGGCACGUUGACAGUGAUGGUGGGAGGCGUGGUGGUAGUAACCCUUCUGGUCUUCACUGUGGCCAUGAUGGUGCGCCAUCGCGUCUGUGGAGAGUGUCGGGACGAUGCCAAUAGGCCGGGCAAGUUCUUUCCAGCCAAAGGGGUGGAUGUUUAUGCCCAAACGAACGGAAACAACAGUAUGAUGAUGGUGACAUUGCCAAGUGGACUCUUGGCCAAAAGAACAAAAGACAAACACACGCCCAGCUUUCUCCCAAAGCCUAAACAGAGCCCGGAGCCACACCAUGGCACACGCAAUGGGGGUGAGCGGGCAGUGAGGGAAAAAUGUUUUACUCCUCUCACACCAGAAAGUGAGAGAUUGACACUCUAUUACUCCCCAAGUAACACACUGCCCACCCCGACACAAAAUCGAGCAGGUAGGCUCAAGUUACGCAAGUCUCUGGAGAAAGACAGAGACAUGGACAGACACGUCUUGGACUCGCUUGCACCGACAAAAUAUGGAGAUGACGAAAGGGAAGGAGAAUCAGACUUGAGACAGACACUCAAAUCCAAGCGUAGCUGCUCUUUUGAUGUGGGUGAAAUCACCACCGCCACAUGUUACAGCUACGCUAAGCGACUGAGCGUUAUCUGGCCCCGACGUAGCCAGUCUUUACAUGGCAUGCUUGUCCACUGUGCCUCCACCAGCACGUCCAGCAUGGGUAACAGCGACCAGUACGGCCACGGCCUAACACAGAACAACCUACAUGCCUUUGCUUCCAGCAACUCCUCCAACUCCAACUCCAACUCAACUUCAAACAGUAGCAUGACCGUCAAUCCAAGAGACCUAGAGGAAAGCGUGGUGUAGAUAGUGAAAGAAAGAAUCCGCAGGCAGAGGGGGAAGUGACAUCUAGGAAAGGCCAAUCCUAACAAACUAGGUACUAUAAAACUAAUAAAAUACUAAAAAUAAUAAGAAAACAAAUUAUCAGGGGAGGGCAGGAUUGAUGAGAAGUAAUGCUCCUGACACAAAGGAUUGGCUAUUAUUUGAUGACCGCCAUUAUUUCGUGUCAUGAAGACAAAGAAUGACAAGAAGGUUUUAAGGACAGGCUUGUUUUUUUACGACAGGCCCAAGGCAUGGAGGAUUACAUCCUAAAGUGUCUGUUUCAACAAGAUUAAUUAACCAAUUAAUAAAUUAUUGAAUAAAUCAGCCGCUUUGUUUUGCAGAAGAAACACUACUCGAAUGUUAAUGAAGUGCUGAAAGGGGAAAAUAUAACACACACAAAAAUAAAAAAAAUAAUAAAUAAAAAAAAUUCAAACCCCAAAAAGGGAAUGCAUUAUUUGUUGAAAUUCAAAGCACAACAUGACUGGGUCCUCUAAUGAGGGAAAGUAUAUAAAUAUUCUGUAAGUUUAAGUUUUUUUUUUUUUUUGGUGGAUAUGUUUUUCAAUUAAUUGUAAAGAUGGAGGGACUCGCAGAACACUUCAACACACUGGUGUUUAAAAUGGGGGAACCAUUUGUUCAAAUGUCAUUGAAAAGUGAUCUGAAUUGUCAUAAUUGUUCUUGUCUGAUCAGCCUUUUUACAGAGUCAUAAAAAGAAUAAAAAGCUGUUCUGUAAAAAUGA